Fusarium musae is the source of this 1857-nucleotide messenger RNA. It is a transcript of the gene ARB1, whose product is annotated as ABC transporter ATP-binding protein arb1. Gene Ontology annotation, molecular function: ATP hydrolysis activity; ATP binding. The record is from RefSeq and is a predicted model, not a curated record. Lineage: Eukaryota; Fungi; Ascomycota; Sordariomycetes; Hypocreales; Nectriaceae. The transcript is spliced from 3 exons. Bases 1 to 1857 code for a protein of 618 amino acids.
AUGGCCCCCUCUUCAUCCAAGGAGAAGCGUCUCGCCAAGAAGGCUGCCGAGGGCAAGCUCAAGGGCAAGAAGGGCAAGAAGACUGAGGAGCCUGAGCUCGACGCCCACGGCAACCCCAUCAAGGACGAUGAUGCCCCCGCGACUUCAGGCGCAAAGCUCGACGAGGUGAAGCGUCUCGCCGAGCAGAUGGACAAGCACGGUAUCUCCGACCGUGUUACCACCGGUGUCCUCGCCUCUACUCAAACCAGCAAGGACGUCAAGAUCACCAGUACCUCUCUGGUCUUCCACGGUCGAGUCCUUAUCACCGAUUCCACUCUAGAACUCACCUACGGUCGACGAUACGGUCUUCUCGGUGAGAACGGUUGCGGAAAGUCUACUUUCCUCAAGGCCAUCGCCGCUCGCGAGUACCCCAUUCCUGAGCAUCUCGAUAUCUACCUUCUCAACGAGGGUGCUCCUCCCAGUGACCUCGGUGCCCUUGAGUGGGUCGUCCGAGAGGCUGAGCUGGAGCUGGAGCGUCUCGACCACCAGGCUGAGAAACUUCUCGAGGACGAGGGCCCUGAGAGCCCUGUUCUCCUCGAUCUCUACGAGCACAUGGACAAGCUUGAUCCCUCAACCUUCGCUACUCGUGCUUCCCUUAUCCUGACUGGUCUUGGUUUCAACAAGAAGACCAUCCACAAGAAGACCAAGGACAUGUCUGGUGGUUGGCGUAUGCGUGUCGCCCUGGCCAAGGCCCUCUUCGUCAAGCCCUCCGUUCUCCUUCUCGAUGAUCCCACUGCCCAUUUGGAUUUGGAGGCCUGUGUGUGGCUCGAGGAGUACCUCAAGAAGUGGGAGCGAACUCUCGUCCUCGUCUCCCACUCUAUGGAUUUCCUCAACGGUGUCUGCUCCAACAUGAUUGACAUGCGAGGCAAGCAGCUCAUCUACUAUGGUGGUAACUACGACUCUUACAGCAAGACUCGAACCGAGAACGAGACCAACCAGAUGAAGGCCUACCAGAAGCAGCAGGAUGAAAUUGUUCACAUCAAGAAGUUCAUUGCCAGCGCUGGUACAUACGCCAAUUUGGUCCGACAGGCCAAGUCCCGACAGAAGAUUCUCGACAAGAUGGAGGCCGAUGGUUUCAUCCAACCCGUCGAGCAGGACCGUGUCUUCACUUUCCGUUUCGCCGAUGUUGAUAAGCUCCCUCCUCCCGUUCUGUCAUUCGAUAAUGUCACCUUCUCUUACUCUGGUAAGCCUGAGGACGAUCUGUACCGCAACCUUGACCUUGGUUUCGAUAUGGACUCCCGAACUGCCCUUGUCGGCCCUAACGGUGUGGGCAAGUCUACUCUGCUCCGCCUCAUGACUGGCAAGCUUUCUCCCACAGGCGGUGUCGUUACCCGACACACUCACUUGAAGCUUGGUCUCUACUCUCAGCACAGUUCCGAGCAGCUUGACUUGACAAAGUCUGCUCUCGACUUCGUUCGCGAUAAGUACAGUGAGAAGUCUCAGGAUUACCAGUACUGGCGUCAGCAGCUCGGCAAAUACGGUCUUAGCGGUGACUCUCAGACUGCCCUGAUGGGUACUCUGUCUGAGGGUCAGAAGAGUCGUAUCGUGUUUGCUCUGUUGGCCAUUGAGAGCCCCAACAUGUUGCUUCUUGACGAGCCUACCAACGGUCUGGAUAUUCCUACCAUCGACAGUUUGGCAGAUGCCAUCAAUGCCUUCAGCGGAGGUGUUAUCGUUGUUUCUCACGAUUUCCGAUUGCUCGACAAGAUUGCCAAGCAGAUUCUCGUCUGCGAGAACCAGACUAUCCGCACAUGGGACGGUUCCAUCUCCGAGUACAAGAACUACCUCCGAAAGAAGAUGAUCAGCGCCGGAGCAGUCUAA